GAGGAUGCUAUGGUCACCAUAGCGCCGAGUGAUAUUAUCCGGUUUAAGUCCACUGUCUGAUGGUCGAGUUGACUGGACUGAUUUUCUGAAAAACAAGUUCGCUAAAGUUUACAUUAACUUGACACUAAAAUUGAAAUGAUGCCAUAUCUAUGAAAAAUUGAUUCAACAGCAGUAGAUUUCAGCAGAGGAUCGCAGUUGAAGGCAAAAUGUCAAAGGGAACAACAAUAAAGGAUGCUCUUGCCAAAUGGGCAGAGAAGGAGAAGCAAGAGAAAGGAGAAGAUGUGAAGGUCAGUGAGGCAAAAGAGGUCAAGCUAUACUUCCAGAUACCACCUAUUGACAAGAUGGAUGCGUCCCUGUCUACACUCACCAGUUGCGAGAGACUCUCCUUGUCAACCAACUGCAUAGAGAAGAUAGCCAACCUGAAUGGCCUGAAAAACUUAAAGAUUCUGUCCUUGGGGCGAAAUGCCAUCAAGAAUCUCAACGGAGUGGAAGCAGUUGCCGAGACACUUGAACAGCUGUGGAUUUCCUACAAUCAAAUUGAGAAGCUCAAGGCAUUACAGGCACUCAAAAAGCUAAAGGUGCUGUACAUGUCCAACAACAACGUGAAGGACUGGGCCGAGUUUGAGAAGCUUCAGACCCUGAGCAAUCUGGUGGAGCUGCUGAUGGUGGGCAACCCCCUGGAGGAGAAGCACACACUGGAUGGGGACUGGCGGGACAGGGCCACCAAGAUACUGCCCAAUCUCAAGAAGCUGGACGGUGAACCGGUUAUUAAACAGGACGAUGAGGAAGAACAGGAGGAUUAAGUCAGCCACUCUCUGUACUCAACAUAUUCCAUCCAACUGUGAACUGUGCCAACCUACCUUUGAAGAACUAGCAGUUUCUUCCUAUAACUUGCACAUAUGAUGCAGUCACUGUGCAUGCAAAGGUCUAUCUGCAUUUUGAACUCCCCAAAGAUGAUGUCACUGCCAAGCGAGGGCUCACAGUUAUAAUUCAUGCACAGCCUUAUUCCUUUGAGGGACAUUAGUGGCACUUAGUUUACCAUGUGUACAGUAUUGUUGUGUUGCAGAUUUAAUCAAUUUCCCCUUUUUGUUACUUCCGCUGCUUUUUCCCAUUUUCAGUCAAAACAAUGGUGUGGUUGAUUUGUGCCACAUUUUAUCAAAUGCCCAAUUCACAGAUUAUCAUGUCAAAACUGCCAGGAAGAAUGUCGUCUUCCCCACAGAUUAUAAAUAGAUCAUAAAAUUUAUCAGACAGUCCGCUUGCCUUUUUUCCCAUAAAAAAGCAUUUUGGGGCCCAAGUGUUUUUUAAAUCAGAAAUUUUCUGUCUUCACGUUGCCUUCAUUAUCACAGAACAGUCUGUAAAUAUCUGUACAGGAAUGAUAUUUUGAGGGCUCUACAUUGGACUUAUCUGUCACAUUGGUAAUGUAAAGCCAUUACAUUUGAAUGAACUUCGCAAAUGAAAAUGAGGAGCAUUUACAUACUCAAGGUUGCCACUGCAAGCGAUACCGUCCACAUGGGUGCAAUGGAAAUGCUGUGUACUAAUUGACAACAGUACAUGGUGUAUACUGUGCACCAUUUGUAUGGACAAUAUACAUGUACAGUAGUAUGGCAGUACACUCGUUAAAUUUUAUGGUUUGUAGAAUUUGUAUGAUUAUACAUUGAAACCAACACAACUAUCAGCAGUUUACAUCGCAUUGCCUCUUUGCAUCAUAUAUCUGUGGAAUUGUGAUAAAAGUUCUGUUUUCACCAUGGCAUUUGAAGUUCGCAUCGUAGCAUUCCAUUUCGAAGGCAUUUUUAGUUCAGUCACAGCUCUAGUGACGACUUGUUCGGAAAAUUGGAGAGCUCGCCAAUUCAUUAUUGAACAAAACUCCAAUUCAAUCCGUCCUUAAAGGGUAAGAUUUGUAUCUGUAAAUAUUAAACAAACGUAUUUGGAUUCGCGCCUUG
Molecule: messenger RNA, 1940 nt
Organism: Acanthaster planci (crown-of-thorns starfish)
Lineage: Eukaryota; Metazoa; Echinodermata; Asteroidea; Valvatida; Acanthasteridae
Gene: dnal1
Product: dynein axonemal light chain 1
Biological process (GO): outer dynein arm assembly
Cellular component (GO): cytoplasm
Molecular function (GO): dynein heavy chain binding; alpha-tubulin binding
Source: RefSeq, a predicted model, not a curated record